AUGAAAAAUCGCAGCAAGAACAAGAAGAAGCAAUGGCGGCAUCUUCUGACAGAUCUUGCUUCUGAUCUACACGUAACCAGUCGUAAGGCUGAGAUCUCCUCGGGCGACUUUUCUAUAAAACAGAAGAACAAACUCAAAGUUCAAAAGGGUGACAAGGAGGCUGCCAAGCAAAAUCCCGACAUUCCAACCGCUGUAUCCAUUGUCCAAAAAACUCCCUUCCGCCGUGGCAAGGCCGCAGUCCGGGCUUCAGUUGUAGACGUGUGGGAGGAAGGAGCGCCGACGCCGAAGCCAAAGCCUCCGGCAACUAAAACGACAGCGGAAAGCAAGUUCGCUCCCCUGACCUGUGUAGCCGGCCAGUCCUACAAUCCCAGCAUUGUUGACCACCAGAUGCUGCUCUUCCAGGCAGCCCAAGAUGAGGUCAAACAGUUGGCCAAGGAGGAGCCACAGAGGCCUAAAAAGCGUCGCUGUCGCACUGCGAAGGACAGAAAGGUACGGUAUCAUCUCGCUUUCUUUUAUUGCUCUAUCUCUCUCUCUCUCUCCUUGAAGAAUCCUAAAGCCAGCGCCGUUGCCCUCAAACCCAAGAAAGCCAAGACUCCGAAACAGAAAGAAAAACAAAUGCACACGGAUCUGGACAAUACAUGUCUGCAUUUUCAGUCCUCUAAUGGCGUCACUUAUCUUUGUUAUGUUGUCUUCUUUCUUCAGGCCGACGAUAAUUGGACGCGAGAGGUGGAAUUCAGGCGAAAUAAACUCCCCAGGGCCCGCAAGACCCUUGGCAUUACCAAGGCAACAACUCCCUUUGUACGUAGAAAAUAA
This is a messenger RNA of Dibothriocephalus latus, 813 nucleotides long. Lineage: Eukaryota; Metazoa; Platyhelminthes; Cestoda; Diphyllobothriidea; Diphyllobothriidae. The record is from the annotation of a GenBank genome assembly.